This is a messenger RNA of Rhizopus microsporus ATCC 52813, 1638 nucleotides long. RefSeq lists its product as uncharacterized. The coding region runs from base 1 to 1638 and encodes 545 amino acids. The record is from RefSeq and is a predicted model, not a curated record. Gene Ontology annotation, cellular component: cytoplasm; plasma membrane. The transcript is spliced from 4 exons. Lineage: Eukaryota; Fungi; Mucoromycota; Mucoromycetes; Mucorales; Rhizopodaceae. Gene Ontology annotation, biological process: endosomal transport; endocytosis. Gene Ontology annotation, molecular function: protein binding; calcium ion binding; GTP binding.
AUGAAGUCAUUAAAAACCAAGUCAACCAACGUGAACGGAAGUAGCAGCCAACCUUCUAAUAAUCGUCCUCACUACUCUUCAUCCACAAAUUGGGCAGAUGAUGAGUAUGCUCAAGUGAUAGAGGGUGUUAAAAAGAUUUACAAGACAAAGAUAAAGCCUUUAGAAGUGACAUACAAUUUUGAAGGAUUUCAUUCUGCACCCUUGACGGAUUCAGAUAUUGAAGCAAAACCCAUGGUGUUGCUCAUCGGCCAGUACUCGACUGGUAAAACGACCUUUAUUCGGUACUUGCUUGAUAAAAAAUAUCCUGGUGAGCAUAUCGGUGUCGAGCCUACUACAGACCGAUUUUUAGCUGUCAUGAAUGGUGGUGAAGAUCGUAUAAUCCCUGGUAAUGCUGCUGCUGUCAACCAGGAUUUACCUUUCCGUGGUCUCAAUCAUUUUGGACAAGCAUUUUUAUCUCGAUUUCAAGUCUCAGAGACUCCUUCGCCUGUCUUGGAAAAUAUGACAUUGAUUGAUACACCAGGUAUCUUGGCAGGCGACAAGCAGAGAAUCGAGCGAGGUUAUGACUUUACUCAAGUCAUCGAAUGGUUUGCACAGCGUGCCGAUUUGAUCCUUCUAAUGUUUGAUUCAUACAAAUUGGAUAUCUCUAAUGAGUUCAAGAUGGCGAUUCAUAGUUUACGAGGCCAAGAAGAAAAAAUCCGUGUUGUCUUGAACAAGAGUGACAUGGUCAGUCAACAGCAACUUAUGCGAGUGUAUGGCGCCAUGAUGUGGUCUCUAGGAAAGGUCGUUCAAACACCUGAAGUGAUGCGUGUGUACAUUAGCUCGUUUUGGACAGAAAAGCCCAGUAAUUGCUUUGAAGAUUGUCGUGAAUUGAUCGAAGCCGAGUCAAGAGACUUGCUGAGGGAUCUAAAAGAACUCAGACGAAAUGCAGCCAUUCGUAAAGUGAAUGAGAUUGUCAAACGAGCUCGACUGGCCAAGGUACAUGCUUUGAUUAUCAGUCAUCUCAAAAAAGAAAUGCCAUCCAUGUUUGGCAAAAAAAAGAAACAAGAGGCGCUUCUCAAGAACCUCGACCAAGUGUUUAUCAAGAUCCAAAACAAACAUCAUCUCCCCGCUGGCGAUUUCCCAAACCCAGAAAAAUUCAAGCAAAACCUUGCAUUAUAUGAUAUGGACAAAUUCAAGUCGUUAAAGGAAGACUUGAUUGCCAGAGUGGAUGAUGCCCUUGCUGUCGAUCUGCCUCGAUUGAUGUCUCGGUUCCCAAUGGGCAACCCUGAGCUGGACAAGUCUCAGAUCAACCCGUUCGCUCAACCUAAUGUCGACGCAGAAGUCGUCAAGAACGGACAGCUGCCACCUUCCUUUUGGGAUUACACUCAACUGGACAAGAAUAGCUAUAUGCCUAUUUUCCAGUCCUUACGGCCACGUGAUGGUCUGGUCUCAGGUGCAAGCGUCAAGCCUGUGCUCGAAGAAAGCGGAUUGCCUACAGAAACACUGGCUCAAAUUUGGCGACUUGCGGACUGGGAUAGUGAUGGCUACAUGGAUGCAGAUCAAUUUGGCGUGGCAUUGCAUCUCGUUAAGGCAGUCGAAUUAGGCGCACAGUUGCCUGAUAAAUUGCCCGCUUCAAUGAUUCCUAAUCGAAAGAUCUAA